Molecule: messenger RNA, 2479 nt
Organism: Alternaria rosae
Lineage: Eukaryota; Fungi; Ascomycota; Dothideomycetes; Pleosporales; Pleosporaceae
Product: tetrapyrrole biosynthesis, uroporphyrinogen III synthase
Exons: 4
Coding region: 51-2261 (736 amino acids)
Biological process (GO): uroporphyrinogen III biosynthetic process
Molecular function (GO): uroporphyrinogen-III synthase activity
Source: RefSeq, a predicted model, not a curated record
CGCCCACCCUUCACUCGGGGCCUCGAACACACACCCACCAACCCACGGCUAUGGCGGAACAAUCGCGGGGCAAGAUCCCCAUCCUGCUGCUGAAGACCAAGUCAGUACCCAAAGACACGUAUGAGGAGCUUUUCCUUGAACUCGACAAUGGCAGCUAUGCGCCCGUUUUCGUGCCCGUCCUGGAGCACAGGUUCAAGCGAGAUGCCCUGCGUGAGGUGCGCCAGCAUGUCACCCAUCGCGGCUUCGUGCCACAAGCGCAGCAGGGUCUUGCGACAUAUGGUGCGCUGAUCUUCACCUCGCAGCGUGCAGUUGAAGCCUUCAGUGAGGUUGUCCAAGAAAUCCGUAAAGAAGGCGCCCUCGACAUCGACAGUCUGCUCCCAGAGAGUCUGCCGCUGUACGUAGUAGGCCCAGCUACAGCUCGCGGACUGCGAUCGCUGGGCCUUAAGUGUCCAAUUCUGGGAGAGGAAACCGGCAACGGCGAGGCUCUGGCUGGCUUCAUCUUGAGGCACUACAACGCCCUUCAUCCAGGUGUUGCGAAUCCGCCCAUAUUGUUCAUGGUCGGCGAUAAGAGGAGGGACAUAAUACCAAAGACCCUGCAGUCAGAAGAGCUGGACCCAAAGGAGAGGGCGAGGGUAGAUGAGUUGGUUAUAUACGAGACCGGGGAGAUGCAGUCUUUCAAGGAGGACUUCUCGACAAUCUGGCGCAGAAACGCGGACCAAGGCUCGAGACGGCAAUGGGUCGUUGUAUUCUCUCCAAGUGGAUGUCAAGCCAUGCUUGAGAGCCUCGGUCUCCUGGACAUGGAGACUGGGAGAGCCAGGGCUACUGCUGAGCAGAGAGACAUCCUAAUAUGCACCAUCGGCCCGACGACACGCGAUUAUCUGAAGCAGGAGUUUGGCUUUACUCCUGAUGUAUGCGCGGAGAAGCCGAGUCCGGAGGGCAUCGCCGACGGAACACGCUCCUCUGCACGCGACACCGACGGUGGCUCCAGCCCAGCAAAGGGUAACGAUAUCGCAGCCGGUACCAAACGCAAGCCUGAGGUCGAGCCCUCUCCCAAGCGCGACCGCAAGGUGACAAAGAAGCAAGCCACUAUCGAGGAGACUAUGCAUACAGGCAAGGAAGAAGAUAGCGAGAUGAAGGACGCCUCUGAUGGGGGUCAAGACUCGAAAGACGCAGAGGAGGCCGAGAAGAAGGCCGCUGAAGACCUGGUUGAUGCAAGCGACGCGACGGCAUUGGCCACUGGCGAUGAUAACAAGCCUACAUCAACUGACAUGGAGACUGCGGACGACCAGGCGGAACAGGAGACCGACGUCGCCCCUAAAGCCGAAGAGGCUACACAGGAGGAGACGAACGAAGACAAAGCAGACACUACUAAAAAAGAGGCUGUCGCAGACGGUGAAGGCGCGAUCGAGGAGUCCUCCCAGCGCGCAAAGCAAAUGCCAUCAAACAUUCUUGAGAAGGGCGUCAUUUACUUCUUUACCCGGAACCGCGUCGGUGUCGAGGAAUCCGAAAGCGUCGGCGACCUUCAACGCACCUUCUUCGUCCUCCGACCAAUGCCAUCUGGAGCCAAGCUAGGCGACGGUGCUCUCGCCGACGACAAUAACAUCCGCCUCUUCGCGCUGCCCAAGAAGGUCUUCCCCAAGUCGCACAACGAUCGCUUCAUGGCAUUUGUCGAGAAGGCGAACACUUCCAUCAAAGAGCUGAAGGAGAGCUUCUUUGGUGCGGACGAGUACGAGACGAAGACACAAGGCAGUCGACGCACCGAGCCUGUGGCGCCGGUAGCGGAAGGCGUGUAUGCGAUUACGCGCACUGAAGACCGGACGUGCCACCUCGUCUACUCUACCACCAUACCUUCCGAGCUUGGAGAGGUGCAGGAAGACCUAGGUAUCAAGGAUCAGGGCAGCUUCGUCAUGAGUGUCAAGAACCCUGAGCGCAGCGGACCGGCUUCUGCCCAGCUUCCUCAGAAGCCCGCUUUCCCCAAGGAGUUUAUCGACGAGUUCCGCAGACUGGCUUGGGUCGAAGUCAAGCCGAAAUACCUGGACUAUGAGUACUGUCAGAUCCUGCUCAUCGGCGAAAAGAUGGAGAGUGGUGUCGAGCCGACGACCAAGGACCAGAAGCAUGACAAGGAGACUCCACAAGAGGAGAUUGAGAAACUCGAACAUGAGGAUGAGCUGCGCGUCGAGCAUCUUCACGGCGACGACUCUAUCUAUGAUGACCUCAAGAUCAGCAAGAAGGAAUAUCCGCAGGUCGCGACGACCUGGUGAGCUUGAACUGUAGCUCACUGUCACGCGAUAUUAACGAUCUUCUUUCGAAUUUACUGUACAACAUGGAUCAUCGGCGUUCAAGGGCGCAGGACAUAUCCCGGCAUGGCCUCUGGUACGGAUCUCGGAUGAGAAUGGUCAGAGGAACCGGUUAUAGGGCUUGGUAUCACUCAUAAACUUCCUCACAUCGAGUCGCAAUAUAAUAAUCAACUGUACUCCAC